AUGCCAGCUACUCGGUUACCAGCGACCGUGCGUCAACAAUAUCAACACCUUCGAUUCGCCGAUGACAAAUUCGACAUUCCGUCUCGCAUCGACGUUCUAUUCGGUGCGGAUAUCCUACCAAGUCUGAUCCGCCCACACGCGGAUGUGGAACAUCAUUCAGGUUUACCAUCGGCCCUUGACACUCAGCUUGGCUGGAUAAUUUUCGGCUCAUUUUCUACUCCGAACAAGUCACCUCCAGUCACGCUGACCACCGCAAUCGCUCCGCCCUCAAUCGAAGAUUUAAUUAAAAAAUUCUGGUUGAUCGAAGAACCCGCCGCACCGUCGUCACCUACCACGGAAGACCAGUGGUGUGAAGAAUAUUUUACAAAGUCUACCUCGCGUGAUACGACAGGUCGAUUUUGUGUCGCCCUACCAUUUCGCCAUUUGUUCACCGGCCCAACUCAACAGCAUGGUACAUCGCGUCACGGUCUCGGUGAUUCGCGUUUCAUAGCGCUGAAAAUAUUCUAUAAUCUAGAAAAGCGAUUAGCCAAGGAUCCCGUGCUGUAUGCUGCGUAUCGUCAGUUCAUGUCCACCUAUCGUUCGCUGGGACACAUGGUGCCAGCCCCGUCACCGGGCAUCUAUUUCAUUCCGCAUCACGCCGUAUUCAAAGCCGACGGUGACGUGUCCAAAAUACGUGUCGUGUUCGACGCAUCAUCCGCUUCGUCAUCCGGUCGCUCUUUGAACGAUAUAUUGUGCACCGGACCGAAGCUAUAA
This is a messenger RNA of Acyrthosiphon pisum (pea aphid), 753 nucleotides long. RefSeq lists its product as uncharacterized. Lineage: Eukaryota; Metazoa; Arthropoda; Insecta; Hemiptera; Aphididae. Bases 1 to 753 code for a protein of 250 amino acids. The record is from RefSeq and is a predicted model, not a curated record. The transcript has a single exon.